Molecule: messenger RNA, 1026 nt
Organism: Iphiclides podalirius (scarce swallowtail)
Lineage: Eukaryota; Metazoa; Arthropoda; Insecta; Lepidoptera; Papilionidae
Source: the annotation of a GenBank genome assembly
AUGUUCUCCCGCGCUCUUAAACCAGUUGCCGGCGUAGCAGUCCAGAAUGGCGCAAAGAACUUCUCCACCACAUCACAGAAAAACUUUAAAGUGGUUGUGGCGGGUGCAUCGGGCGGUAUCGGCCAGCCUUUGGCGCUGCUGCUGAAGCAGAAUCCCCUGGUGACCAGACUGGCGCUUUACGACAUCGCGCCCGUGACCCCUGGUGUAGCCGUCGACCUUUCACACAUGGACACCCCUGCUCAGGUGACCGGGCACAAGGGUCCAGAGGAGCUCGCGGCAGCUAUUAAAGAUUCCGACUUGGUAGUAAUACCGGCUGGAGUUCCGCGCAAGCCGGGCAUGACCCGCGACGACCUGUUCAACACGAACGCAUCAAUCGUGCGCGACCUGGCGGCCUGCAUCGCCCAGCAGUCGCCCAAGGCCAUCGUAGCGAUCAUCACCAACCCCGUGAACUCAAUGGUGCCGAUCGCCUCGGAGGUCCUCAAGAAGGCCGGAGUGUACGACCCGGCUAGGGUGCUCGGCGUGACGACACUGGACGUGGUGCGCGCAGCCGCCUUCAUCGGCGAGAUCAACGGCGUGGACCCCGGCAAGGUCAGCAUCCCCGUGAUCGGGGGCCACUCGGGGGUCACCAUCAUCCCGCUGCUCAGCCAGAGCAACCCCCCCGUCAAGCUCAGCGACCAGGCCAAGAUCGAGGCGCUCACCAAGAGGAUCCAGGAAGCCGGCACCGAGGUGGUGAAGGCAAAGGCUGGCGGGGGCUCUGCCACCUUGUCGAUGGCGUACGCGGGCGCUCGCCUCGCCGGAGCCGUGCUGAAGGGACUCAAAGGCGAGAGCAACGUAGUCGAAUGUGCGUACGUCAAGUCCGACCUUACGGAGGCGAGCUACUUCGCCAACCCGCUGCUCUUCGGCAAGUGCGGAGUGGAGAAGAACCUAGGCUAUGGCAAGCUGAACGAGUACGAGCAGAAACUCCUCAAGGCCGCCAUCCCCGAGCUCCUGAAGAACAUCAAGACCGGAGAGGAUUUCGCCAAGAAG